Zasmidium cellare ATCC 36951 is the source of this 1479-nucleotide messenger RNA. RefSeq lists its product as uncharacterized. The record is from RefSeq and is a predicted model, not a curated record. The coding region runs from base 1 to 1479 and encodes 492 amino acids. Lineage: Eukaryota; Fungi; Ascomycota; Dothideomycetes; Mycosphaerellales; Mycosphaerellaceae. The transcript has a single exon. Gene Ontology annotation, molecular function: catalytic activity.
AUGGGGUCACAACGAAAGACGAAUGGCCUGUCUCACACAGCUGUCCCUGGGCAGCUGUGCGACCUUACGGCGUCCCAAGCUCGCCUGCUCAUCGGCCAAGGCGUUAUAUCACCUGUAGAGAUCUUGGAGUCGUGCAUCGCACGUGUGGAAGCAAGCAAUCCGAGCAUAAACGCCGUCGUGACAAAGGCAUACGAACGAGCCCGACUCGAAGCAGUCCGUGCUGCCCAAGACGUCGCUGACGGCCGGCCGCUAGGCAUCUUGCAUGGCCUGCCAAUAUUGAUCAAAGACUUGAACGAAACAGAGAACAUCCGAACUACCUACUGCUCCCCAUUGUACGAAGACCACAUUCCCAAUGCCGACGACACCGUCGUGGCGCGCUUGCGACAGCACGGAGCCAUCGUCUUCGGCAAGACCAAUUCGCCUGAGUUUGGGAUCGGUUCCAACACGACGAAUCGUGUAUUCGGACCAACACGAAAUCCUUUUGCUACGGACCUGACGGUGGGCGGCUCUUCAGGCGGUGCCGCCGCUGCAUUAUCAACACACAUGGCUCCAAUCGUCAACGGCUCGGAUUCAGGGGCGAGCAUUCGCAACCCUGCGGCUUUCUGCGGCAUCGUGGGCCUCAGACCGACCCCUGGACUGGUCUCGUCUCCUGAAAGGAAAGUCGGCAUGUCGACGAACGGGGUCGAAGGGCCGAUGGCUCGGACGGUCGCGGAUGUUGCUCUGCUGCUCGCCGCGAUGGCGAAGCACGACCCUCGAGAUAUGAUGUCGGUGCCUGUGGAGCCGAAACAGUUUCUGACGCUCAAGUCUGUCGAUGCCUCUUCACUCCGAGUGGGCUUCUCAGAGGACCUAGGUUUUGCGCCAGUUGAUAAAAUCGUACGAGAGACGUUUCGCCGCAAGCUCGAAAUCAUCUCGCCAUCCCUGGCAGUUUGCGAGGAAUGUGAUGUCCAAAUGACAGAUGCAGAAGAGGCAUACUGGGGCGUGCGAGGCCUCUAUCUCCUCGCCGGUCACCACGCGAGGUACAAGCAACACGGCCAGGCGCUGGAUGCCAACCUCGUCUGGAACAUCGAGGAUGCUCUACACUCCACCCCGCUGCAAUACGCCGAAGCCUUCUCAGCCCAGACACGCAUCUACCGCGACUUCCAAUCCGUCUUCGACAAGUAUGACGUGCUCAUCACGCCGGCGGUCAACGUUCUGCCCUUCCCGCAUGCCCAGUCUUACCCGACAACGCUCGAGGGACGACCCGCCCGCCAUUACGCGGAGUGGUAUAGCAUCACGUAUGCGGUUUCGCUGGUGGGUCAUCCGGCGAUAUCCCUGUCGGCUGGUUUGGAUCCACAUGGCACGCCUUUCGGGUUGCAGGUGAUUGGGACGAGGUUCAACGAUCGGAGGUUGUUAGAGGUCGCGCAGGCUCUUGAGCUGGUGCUUUCGAGUCAUGCUGAGACUAGGAGGCCGGAGCCUGAUGUUGCGGCUUUGAGUUCUUAG